CCAUUAGUUUCGACUACCUUGUAUCUGUCAAUUCAAUGUCUGUUGAUAAAACAAACGAAGUGGUAAUAGAAGAUAUCACCCACUCUGACUCCCUUGGGAACCAACCCCAUCUUGAUCAUUAUAUUUACAAUGCCGAAGAGAGGAAGGCAAGAUUGACCAAACCACACUGGAAAGAUAUCAUGUCCAUUGUCUGUGCUGGGUUUGCUUUGAUCUCAGAUGGCUAUCAGAAUAAUGUUCUCACUAUGGUUAAUCAGGUAUUGACCCAAGAAUUUCCUAAAGAGUAUACAGCAGACAUGAAAACGAAUGUUUCCAAUGCUGGGUUGAUCACCACCAUUUUUGGCCAAGUGAUCAUUGGGAUUUACGCUGAUUACAUUGGUAGAAAGAAUGCUAUUGUUGUGGCUACAGUGUUUUUGGUUGUGGGUACUUGUCUUUGUGCUGCAUCUCAUGGCAAUUCAGUCAACGGUUUAUUGUGGAUGUUAAUCAUCUCCAGAGGUGUGACUGGUUUCGGGAUUGGUGCUGAGUAUCCCAGUUGUUCUGUUAGUGCUAAUGAGGCUGCCAAUGAAUCUGUCAAGAAAAGAGGUGGUAUCUUUGUGUUGGUCACCAAUCUUCCAUUAUCAUUGGGUGGUCCAUUUGCUUUAAUUAUCUUCUUGAUUGUUUACCAGAUCACUAGUCAUUAUGAAGGCAUUUGGAGAACCAUGUUUGCCAUUGGUGCUUUCUGGCCAUUGUCUGUUUUCUACUUUAGAAUGAAAAUGGCAACGUCCGAAUUGUACAAAAAAUCUGCCAUCAAGAAAAAUAUCCCUUACUGGUUGGCGAUUAAAUUUUACUGGAAAAGAUUGAUCGGAACCUGUGUAUGUUGGUUCUUGUAUGAUUUUGUUACUUUCCCUAAUGGUAUUUUUUCGGCAGGAAUUAUUUCCUCAAUCCUUAUAGGUCCUGAUGCUUCUAAUUUAGAAAAGAUUGCUGAAUGGACCUUGUUGUUGGGUUCUAUCGCUAUUCCUGGUUGUUUUAUAGGGGCAUACCUCUGUGACGUGAUUGGCAGAAAGUACACUUUAAUGACUGGCUUCCUCGGUUACAUUGUCUUCGGUUUGAUUGUGGGUAUUGGAUACGAUAAAAUCUCAAAGAUUGUUCCUUUAUUCGUUGUGUUUUACGGUCUCAUGCAAUCUUGUGGAAACUUGGGUCCUGGUAACAUGUUGGGGUUGAUUUCUUCUGAAUGUUAUGCUACUCCCGUUAGAGGUACAUUCUAUGGAUUCUCUGCUGCCAUCGGUAAGGUCGGUGCAGUGGUUGGAACUAAGACAUUUACCCCAAUUCAGAACAAUGUACAUUUGGGUAAGAAAUGGACGUUUAUAAUCGCCGCUAUUUGUGGGUUGGUUGGUGUCGUAUGUGCCUUUGUAUUUGUGCCUCAUUUGAAGGAAGAUGAUUUAUUGGAAGAAGAUAUCAAAUUUAAGAACUACUUGCGUGAUAACGGUUGGACCGGUGACUUUGGAAACGGUGAACAAGUUGAUGAUUACGAUGCGGCAAGUAGCGAAAGUGCUUUAUCCAACAAAAUCUGAGUUAUCAUUAUACGCAGCGUCUAGUUUAUAGAUUUAAUCAGUAAUUUACCACAAACCCCCAGGGUAAUUUUAUAUUGCGCGAAUGGUUCAAUGAACAUUUCAUAUCUAUCUACACAAUGACCCAGGAAGAUUUUGCUGAAGCGUAUAAACAGUUGAAUGAGGCUGAACUUCAAGCAUCCAAACUAGAAAAGAUGUUAGAUAACUUGGAUGCCAAAAUGGAUGAGAUACUAAAGGAGGCCGAAGAUAUCACCAAACCGAGUGCUGAAACCUCAGAGGAAGUUUCCCAAACCCCCCACAAGAAAGAUUAGUGCUUCUAUUACAAUAUUUUAUCUAUCUAACUAUUCAAAAGGGCUUUUUGGAUAAACUCUGGUUCUUCAGUUUUUUUGAAAGGAUUCUUUGGACAUCUGGGAUUUAUAACCAUAUUAGUUUUGUUCAAUUCCUGUAUUGUCACUUUAGCAGGUAAUCCCCCAACUAACCACCAUUUAUUAGAGUCUGAUGAUGGUGGAGGCAAGACAUUAGCAUCCAAAUCAACUAGAUAUGUCAAAUUAUUGUUGUUGAUGAAUAAAUCAUUAAUUUCCCCGAACUUUGUUAUAUAAUUAUCGUAGAUUUCGGAACUCAAAUUCUUCUUCACCGUUUCAUUUUCGAUAUUAAUCUUAAUCUUGAAAUUUGCCAAAACUGGCCUGUGAUCUGAGAAGAUUAUAUCUUCAACACAAUCAUACAAGACCGGUUUUAUCAAAUUGGGUCGGCUCAUAUAGAGAAUCCUAUCUGUCCAAGCCGGAAUUCUUUGCUUUUCGCUUGUAUCAUACUCUUUGGUAUUAUUGUCAAACUUGUAAGUGGGAGGAAACCUGAUUUCAGGCUCAUCAAAAAAUGGGAAACUUUCACCGUUGGCCAUCUGGAGGUUCAAUUGGUCAAACUCAAACAAUUUAGCAUAGUCUUUUUGCUCAAUUAAUAG
Molecule: messenger RNA, 2499 nt
Organism: Yamadazyma tenuis ATCC 10573
Lineage: Eukaryota; Fungi; Ascomycota; Pichiomycetes; Serinales; Debaryomycetaceae
Source: RefSeq, a predicted model, not a curated record